AUGGCGCUGGCGCCGCACAGAACGACGUCGUCCUCCCUAUGGAAACAGGAACCGCGCAGCCAUAGAACAACGCCAGGUUCCUCGACCCUGACGAGUUCCGCCGGCAGGGCCACCAGCCCACCAGGUCAUCUCGACUUCAUCGCCGACUACUACGCCCGCAUGGGCGACUACCCCGUGCACCCCACCAGUGUCCACCCCGCCUUCCUGCGCCGCCAGCUCCCCGCGGACGCGCCGUCACGGCCGGAGUUGGACGCGUUCGGCGCGGCGCUGCGGGACGUCCGCGACCUCAUCCUGCCCGGCCUGACGCACUGGCAGAGCCCUCGCCAGCUGACACACUUCCCAGCGUCCAGCAGCACCGUCGCCACCCUCGGCGAGGCCCUCACGGCCGGCAUCAACAUCGUCCCCUUCACGUCGGCCGCCUCGCCGGCCGCCACGGAGCUCGAGAUGGUCGUCGUCGACUGGCUCGGCAAGGCGCUCCACCUGCCCGAGACCCUGCUGUUCUGCGGCGGCGGUCGCACGCUUCUCGGCACCACGUGCGAGGCCAUCCUCUGCGCCCUCGUCGCCGCGCGGGGCUCCAAGCUCGCCGACAUUGGCACGGCGGCGCCGGCGGCCACCAAUUCUGAUCUUGCUUAG
This is a messenger RNA of Panicum virgatum (switchgrass), 633 nucleotides long. Its product is annotated as tyrosine decarboxylase-like. Lineage: Eukaryota; Viridiplantae; Streptophyta; Magnoliopsida; Poales; Poaceae. The coding region runs from base 1 to 633 and encodes 210 amino acids. Gene Ontology annotation, molecular function: carboxy-lyase activity; pyridoxal phosphate binding. The record is from RefSeq and is a predicted model, not a curated record. The transcript has 2 exons. Gene Ontology annotation, biological process: amino acid metabolic process.